AUGGCAUCUUUUUCUUUUAUAAAAACAUCCAUAUUAAUCUUUGCAUACCUAUUCUUAUGGUAUCAAACCAAUUAUCACCACCAGGUGAGUGCAUUAAGUACAUUAAAUGAUGAUGAUGUGUCAGAUUCAAACAGUUUAUACUCAUCAGAGGACGAUAUAAAUAAUGGAAAUGGUCAUUUAAAGACAUUAGGAAGUGAUGGACCACAUGUUCCCCAUAAGGGUUAUGGGGAUUAUCAUCCUCCCCUUAAAAAGGGAGGAGGGGAACCCUCUGUAAGGAGGGGAAAGGGGGGAACUUCCCCCCCCUUUGGGGGACAAUACCCUCAUCCUACAAGUAAAUAUGGAACACCAAAAAAAAACCACGUCACCUCAAAUUUUGGAACUGCAAAUUUUGGAACCUUGAAGAGUGGAACACCAAAAAAUAAAAGUUUCUCCCAAAGGAGUAAAAGAGUGAAGGAUGUUUUAAAAGCUUUAUGGAAGAAAUGUGUAUGUCAAGGUAAAAAACAUCCACGUUGGAUGAUGUUCUUUGCGGUGGUUAUUAUGGUGAUAAUAUAUUUUGCACUUGCCUACUGUGCAAGCGCAGGUAUGGCUGGGAAUCAUUUCUUUCUCCCUAAAUGUGGGAAAGGCAAGGAUAAUACUAUUGAUAUUCUUUCCACAUUCCAGACGGCAUUGAACUCUAUAGAAGCAGUAUAUGUAAUUCCUACUAUAAUAGGACUCCUUGUGAUAGGUGCCUUAUUUGGAUUUUAUUGUUGGAAAUGGAAGGAAUGUAACAAAAGAGAAAAAUUUUAA
This is a messenger RNA of Plasmodium knowlesi strain H, 786 nucleotides long. RefSeq lists its product as uncharacterized. The coding region runs from base 1 to 786 and encodes 261 amino acids. Lineage: Eukaryota; Apicomplexa; Aconoidasida; Haemosporida; Plasmodiidae. The transcript is spliced from 2 exons. The record is from RefSeq and is a predicted model, not a curated record.